Molecule: messenger RNA, 306 nt
Organism: Lactuca saligna
Lineage: Eukaryota; Viridiplantae; Streptophyta; Magnoliopsida; Asterales; Asteraceae
Source: the annotation of a GenBank genome assembly
AUGAUGCUGAAAACUUCAACAUAUAUAACCUCAAAAGUCCACAAUUUCCAAAUCUUUAUAGCAAGAAGUCCUAUAAAACACAUGAAAAUGGGUACUUCGAGAAGACCGUUCAUUUGCUUCUCUCUCCUCUUGCUAAUGCUACAGUUUGAGGCAUUAUCAUCUCCCGUGAAAGUGUCUGCUCCAUCUCCAAAUCAAUUUGCAGCUUCUGGUUUCGAAUGGCACAAAGAUGAUGAUGGAGAUAAAGAUGUUUUUGUUGAUAGCAAGAGGAAGAUCAAGACAGGUUCCAAUCCCUUGCAUAACAGAUGA